Cladocopium goreaui is the source of this 361-nucleotide messenger RNA. The record is from the annotation of a GenBank genome assembly. NCBI's taxonomy places the organism in Eukaryota, Dinophyceae, Suessiales, Symbiodiniaceae.
GACGGAGCCGAUGGUGCCCAAGAUCAUUGAGUACAACAAGGCCAUCAGCCGCUGCAAGCAGUCCGGUCACUGGCAACGUGCAGUGGCGCUGUUGGAUGAGCUUCGUCGCGAGACCUUGCAGGCCACCGUGGUGACCUAUGGGGCCACCUUGAGCGUCAUGGAGCGCGCCUCCAGGUGGCAAGAUGCGAUGUCACUCCUGCGCGCGGUCCUUCAGUUGCCGUUGCAGCCCAGUCUGAUUCUCUUCAACGCCGCGGUGAGUGCCUGUGCCAAAGGAAAACGCUGGCAGGCUGCGAUGCGGCUGCUUGACCGUCUGGAUGGUGCCAGGCAUCCCGGCCGCCCCAGGGUGACCGGUGGCCGUUGA